AAGGUAGUGAACAAUAUAUCAUUUUCAUUUGAACAUUUAAAGGCUAUUGUCGCAGUAUUGUGUUUUUCAUUUAAAAUGGCUCUAUAUAUUUCUCACAGAAGUACAUUCAUUAUUUUUAUAAUAAGUAUAAAUAUUGUAUCCGUGGUGUGUUUGUUAUACGAACCAAUCAAGGAAAACCCUGUUAUUGAAAAUCAACAAAAAUUUACGUAUUUCAAUUAUUUAAAAGCACAAAAUGAAUUCCCAGAUAUGGAAAAACUCGAUGUAGAUCAAUAUUAUUACACUUAUUAUAAUGAGACAUAUUGGACUUUGCCUGAUCCACACAAUAAAUCUUAUCAUAGUUGGAAAAAUAGACAAACCUUAUAUUGUGACAAUGAGUAUGUAAGCCGUUCACAUUUUGAAACAACUUAUCAUAUCGCCGCGCUUGGAAAUAUUUUAAAUAACUUAAGAAAAUGUCUAAAUCGAACUAAUGUUUUUGAAGUAUUAAAUCUAUGCUGCGGUCUAAAUCGUACAAGUACAGAAGAACCUGUCAAUUGUUUAGCAUUAUUAGACGCACGUAACCAGAGAGAAGAGGCGACUGGGUGUUUUGAACCAUUUAAAACAGAAGUUUUAGAUUUGUUUGGAAAAAAACCAGAGCAUUUAAAAUUUACAGAUAAUUUAGAAUUUACAAAAAAUGAGGUUGGAAAAAGAGCUGAAAUUGCAUUUGGUAUUGCUACAACUCAAGUAAAUCCAGAUGAAUUCUAUGAUGGGGCUUUUGACGUCUUGUUAGCCAAUUAUAAAAAUGAUACUACAUAUACUGAUGAUACAGAUACGUUUAAAAGCGAAUGCUCAAAGAAAUUCGAAAAAUAUGGUUCAGUUGACUAUGACAAAUUGAAUUUGAACAAAAUUAAAACCUUGACCACCGGAAAGAAAUGGUUUUGAACAAAGAUUUUAUUGUAGCCGAAGCCCAACACUUCUAAUAGAAAGUUAUGGAAAUU
Metopolophium dirhodum (rose-grain aphid) is the source of this 974-nucleotide messenger RNA. RefSeq lists its product as uncharacterized. The transcript is spliced from 18 exons. Bases 76 to 918 code for a protein of 280 amino acids. Lineage: Eukaryota; Metazoa; Arthropoda; Insecta; Hemiptera; Aphididae. The record is from RefSeq and is a predicted model, not a curated record.